AUGUCGGACCUUUCGCGUCUCUCCACCAACGUCACCUCUACUAGCAGCAAUAGCAGUACUACAAACCUCUCAUCGCCCGUUCCUCCUCCUCCACCGCCUCCCCCGGCACAUCAGACCAGCCAGAAAUACUCUCAUCGGGCAGCCAACGCCCUGGCUAGAUUUGCCCAACCGUUCUUGUCCGCGUCUCGUCCGCCCAGCCCGCAGGCCUCUUCCGCUGCCAAUGGUCGUACUGAAUUGGCUGUUGGUCCUCGUCACACGAGGUCCAAGUCUCUGCCCGGAGUUUCUCAAUCGGUAACUCAUAAAACCGGCAUUCCCAUUUCAGCGUUGGAUAUCUCGCCUCAACGGACUCAUGCAGUAAUCGGCGGCAAGGAGAUCCUCAAGACCAUUCGUGUAUCGCCAGACCAUUCUUCGGAGGAAUACAACCUGCGCAAUGCGAUCAUCAGCUUUUCAUCCACUCAUUAUGGGGGAAGUACGCUUUCUGCGCGGCACAAGGACCAGCUAGCGGUGAAAGAUGUGAAGUGGUCUCAUGGAAAUUUUGACCAGGUUAUCGCCACUGCCAUAGCAAAUGGCCGCAUCAUUGUCUACGACUUACAUCGUACCGGCCUCGAGUUCUGUCGUUUUCAGGGACAUAGCCGCCAGGUUCAUCGGCUGGCAUUCAACCCGCACUUCCCAGCAUGGUUACUGUCGGGGAGCCAGGACUCCUCCAUUCGGAUGUGGGACUUACGCAUGGCCUCCUCCGAACGGGGUGUUUCUACAAUUGGGAGCAAAGAACUAUACAAUGGGAACAGUGACGCCAUUCGCGAUAUAAGGUGGUCUCCAAGUGAUGGCGUCAUGUUUGCUACCGCCACCGAUAGUGGUGCUGUUCAGCUGUGGGAUUACCGCAAGACCAAUGCCCCCUUGAUGCGAAUCACAGCUCACGAUCGCUCGUGUUUUUCUGUCGAUUGGCAUCCAGACGGGAAACACGUUAUUACGGGUGGUGCGGACCGGCAGGUCAAGGUUUGGGACUUCUCAUCUUCGGCCGAGCGACGACAGAAACCGACUUUCCAGUUUCGGACCCCGCAGGCGGUCUUGAACGCUCGAUGGCGCCCGCCCUCCUGGAUCAGGGAUUCGUCGCAGGGCUCGAGCGAUUGGCAGUCGUUGCAGGUGGUGACAUCCUAUGACAAGGAGGAUCCACGAAUCCAUCUAUGGGACCUGCAACGCCCACAUAUCCCCUUUCGGGAAUUUGAUCGGUAUGACACCCAGGCGGCCGAUCUGCUAUGGCAUUCCAAGGAUCUCCUGUGGACGGUAGGGGAUUCUGGAGCUUUCACUCAGACAGAUGUUCGAUAUGCGCCUCAAGUUGUCAAUCGUCGCCCGACGGGUUCCAUCGCUUGGAGCCCCAAUGGCGAAGUGCUUGCGUUCAUGCAGAAGCGUCCUCGUCGAAGUCCCCUAGGUCUUACUACUUCGGAGUUUCUGGGUUACGAGGCGGACGAGAGGAAUGCCAGUGAAAGGGGCCUGGGCCAUAGCCCGGCCGACGAUAUUUUGGAUGAACCGUCCUUCACGUCUGCCAUCCGUCAUCGACAUACGAAGUCUGUUGGUGCCCGGCCGUCCAAAUCGCUAGGAAGUACUCCACCCGGCGCUCCGGACUUCAUUCCUGUUGCUCCGCUGGAACAAGCAUUGUCGAAAAACAAGGCACCGGGACCCCGGCAGUUGGGAUUAAUGGGUAGCAUUCCGGGAGCUACGAUGCAUUCGACUCUCUUCCGAUAUUUAACUCGCCAGUAUUCCGCUUUAAUGAGAAGCAGUGACGAGAAACCGGUCCACUCUGACCUUUUACGGUCUCUCCUUGAGUCAUUCGAGUAUAAUGCAGAGUCUGCAGAAGCGGCUUCCCUUUUUCAGCUGGCUCAGACCUGGAGAAUCGUUAAAUUUGUCGUCCUUCAGGAGCUUCAAAUCAAGUCGCGAGAACAGCUCCGGUCGACUGACAAGACUGCCAGUGGCAUUAAAAAGAAGAUGUCCAAAGAAGGCCUACUAGGUGAGAAAAGUCGUCCACUAGACGAGGGCAGACAUGACAAGAUGAAGAACCGAUUAUUCAAAGGUGUUAUGGAAACGGAGGGGCAUCGAAUUGCCCUCUCUGACGGGGAAAGCCCUUCCAAUAUAGCUACGCCCUUGGCCCGUCCAUUGCCGGAUUCUCCAGUAGGAUCGGAUAGUAGCGUCACAUCCAACAAUGAUCUGGCAGACAUUCAGCCUCUACCACCGUCCGUUCUCAGUUCAAACAGGGGCACUCUGGAUACGAAUGAUUGGUCUGACAUGGACGCCCGCGACUCCGUACAGUUCCAGCACCGCCAAUCGACUUCAAGUGACCAAGCUUCGUUGACAAGCUCCCUAUCAGGACAGGUCCAAGGCUCCUCGUCUUCAGACUUUCCAGUUGACCAAAGGUCAGCUCCGCGGGCGAUUACUGGUCGGGCUGACUGGCGCGGCUCCGAAGAGGACGAAUAUCAACAGAAAAUCGAAGAUAAACGAGCAGCCAUCCGUGAUUACAAACAAUUUCCCAAAAAGGUAUUGUCGCUCGAAUCACCUCUAGAAUCAAAGCCAUCCAACCUUCAUAAUCAUGAAUCAUCGGAUAGCUUCCCUAUGUUCUCUGCCUCCACAGAAAGCUCACAUCCCUCCAAGUCAAUCGGGGCAUCCUUUUCUCCUACGUCGAAGUUGUAUGAGCAUAGGAAGAAAACCAUAGAUGGCGAUGCCGUUGAGCGGAACCAAAUUAGGUCCCGGAGCGGCUCGUUACUGGAAGCUGAGCCUGUGAUUGUGCAAGAUAAAGAAGCUGUGCGGGGCGACAUGUCCUUUGAAGAGAGCUUGCCGGAGACUGAUCACGUACACCUAGAACGACCCUCUAGCCCCCCAAUGCUUCUGAAAGAAUCUGAUCCUCUUGGAUCGUCUAACCAGGAAGAGGAACCCCAAGUCGAUAAUGACUCCACGGCUGCUAACACCACAAUACCCAAAGCUACUGAAGAUCUUUGUGGAAUGACACUUCCAAUUCAGUCUGAUAUGACAGAAAACAAGCCUUGGAGUGUCGAAUUUUUGAUGAGAGAGGCCAUCCGGCACUACCAUAGCAACAGCACCCACGUCGAUACCCAGACUGCUGCUCAUCUGCUCCAGAGAUUACAUAUUCUCUUCCAAGAUUGCGAUAACAUUCUUCCUUAUGAGGAAUGUGAGAUGAUAUUCAAAACAUACAACGAACAGCUGCUGCGACAAUCCAUGUAUCUCGAGGCAGCAGAGCUGCGGCUUCUCUGUGUUCCGUCCUACCCAACCGUGUAUGACUAUGCACAGAUGGACACUUUCAUCAACGUCUUCUGUUUCAAAUGCAAACGACCAUACGAAAACCCGAAACAGGACAACCGUCGUUGCCAUCGCUGCGAUACAUCUCAAGACCCUUGUGCUAUCUGCAUGAGUAUCGACCCGCCUCCUGAAUGGGUUGCGGAGCAGUCGGAAUCUUUAGCGCGCGUCGAGGACUCUGAAGGAGAUACCGAAGCCGCAUCGCAGCUUCUGUCGUCUGGUUUGUCAACCCAAAGAGAGCCGAUUCCUCCGUUUGAGAUGCAGCAGUUGGACAAACCGUAUUUGGACUCCUUCUCCGCUCCACGCCCCAAGGGAUCAUCCCUCUGGACAUGGUGCCAAGGCUGCGGGCAUGGCGGCCACAUGGCCUGCAUCGUCACAUGGCUGAACGAUGUCUCAAUGAGCGAAGGCGGCUGCGCAACCCCAGGCUGUAUGCACGACUGCGGACCAGGCCCACGUCGUGAACAGAACCGUGCUGCGCUGCUUGAGGAAUCAAAACGGCGCGAUCCUGUCGGCCGCAGAGCUGGCACGGGCUUCGCCAGACGAGAUCGCUGGGAUAUGACGGAAAGUAACGCUGCGGAGAAAGCUCGGGGCAUGCUGGGGGUUGGGCCUGGCAUUCCGGCCGAUGGUGUAACGCCCUCAGGGACGAUUUCGCCAAAGAAAGUCCGGCUUGUUACACCUAGCGAGCAAGGGAAGCGACGGCCCGGCACGACUCGAGUUAGCUUGGGGGGUGCAAUUGAGCAGGGAGGUCGUGAUCGUCUGAUGUGA
Aspergillus ruber CBS 135680 is the source of this 4068-nucleotide messenger RNA. RefSeq names its product WD repeat protein. The record is from RefSeq and is a predicted model, not a curated record. Gene Ontology annotation, molecular function: protein binding. The transcript has 2 exons. Bases 1 to 4068 code for a protein of 1355 amino acids. Lineage: Eukaryota; Fungi; Ascomycota; Eurotiomycetes; Eurotiales; Aspergillaceae. Gene Ontology annotation, biological process: positive regulation of TOR signaling.